GUUAGAAUUCCUAUUGGCUACGAAGAGUGCCCCAGAAAAAAGGGAAAAUGUUUGUUACAAUAUUCGGUAAAAAAGCGCCAACCUAUAAUUUGUUGGAUAACAAGUUGAAGUUAAAUCAAUUACCUAAUUGUGCUUUACUAGUUUAGAUCAUAUACACGGCAAAUAGUAUUUGGUUUUGCUUAGGUUCUUUUGUGUGCCAAAAAUCGAGGAACUCAACUGUACAGAUUUUUUUUAUGUUUUUUAAUUCGAUUUUCCUCUUUUGUUCAUCUAAAAACAUCUUUGCCGCGUUUUUACGUUAAAAAUUACAUACAUUAACUAUCAGCUAAGCUCCUUUUGCAUUUAUUUUUCAUAAAGCCGUCCCUCAGUCAAGUAAAUAGUUGUUAAAUAUAAUUCAAGGAUAAUCCAAAUGGAUUUUGAAUCGUAACAAUUUGGAAUGCGUCCGACACGGAAGGCCUGAGAAUAUGGCACCUGGGAAAAGAUGUUAGUCCGUUACCACUUUCGAGACGGAAAGACGGAAACAAAAUCAAUCAAGAGCCGUAAAAAAUCUCCGGAAGCAACGGCGCACCAUCCAAGGUCCGUGGCGAAGGAGGAGCGAGUGGGAAACUCAAGUCCGUUCAAAGUUGUUCGGAUGCGAAGCGGGACUUUGGAAGCUCGAGCAGUUCGGAAAAGUUACGACGCCACGGAGGCAAGAUUAACGACCAUGGCAGGGCCCGUACACACAGUAUCGACAGCAAAACCGAAUCCUCACCGGAGCAUCAGUGCAGCGUAAGGCGAAGUCGACGCCGCGAAAGUAGACUAUGUCGCUGCCAAUAUCAAUAUCAAUUUCAACCCAACACUAUUACUGGAUAUCGCAGCAGCAGCAGCGGCAGCAGCAACAACAGCAACAGCAGCCGGAGGAGUUUUGCGCUAGAGCAAAAGCCGACGCCAGGAGCAGUCGAUGAAUCGUUAGGACAAUCUAAUCUCAGCAUCAGUCACAAAACCACAAUGAGCUUCCUGCAGCCACAGCACGCACUGUCAAGAGCGAGAGUCCCUGCUGUUGGCGGCACCAUGCUGGUCUACGGCCUGGGGCUUCUAAUUAUGCUGCCAGCUUGCGCGGCUGGCCCCCAUGAAAAGCGUUUGCUGCACGCUCUUCUGGACAACUACAAUAGCUUGGAACGGCCGGUAGUCAAUGAAUCCGAUCCACUGCAACUGAGUUUCGGACUAACUCUCAUGCAGAUAAUCGAUGUGGAUGAAAAGAAUCAAUUGCUUAUAACAAAUAUUUGGCUGAAACUGGAAUGGAAUGACAUGAAUCUGCGCUGGAAUUCCAGUGAAUUUGGAGGAGUACGAGACCUGCGAAUUCCGCCACAUCGGCUAUGGAAGCCGGAUGUGCUCAUGUACAAUAGUGCGGAUGAGGGUUUCGACGGCACUUAUGCAACAAAUGUGGUGGUCCGCAAUAAUGGGAGCUGCCUGUACGUGCCCCCGGGCAUAUUCAAAUCCACUUGCAAGAUAGACAUCACGUGGUUUCCAUUUGACGAUCAGAGAUGUGAAAUGAAGUUUGGUUCGUGGACCUAUGAUGGUUUUCAGUUGGACCUGCAGCUGCAGGAUGAGGCCGGAGGUGACAUUUCAAGCUUUAUAACCAACGGCGAGUGGGACCUGUUAGGUGUGCCCGGUAAACGAAAUGAAAUCUACUAUAAUUGCUGCCCAGAACCUUAUAUUGACAUAACAUUCGCCAUUUUGAUAAGACGCAAAACUUUGUACUAUUUUUUCAAUCUGAUUGUGCCGUGCGUACUGAUCGCCUCCAUGGCACUGCUAGGGUUUACACUACCACCAGAUUCUGGUGAAAAGCUAUCGCUUGGAGUUACUAUUUUACUAUCGCUUACAGUCUUCCUCAACAUGGUGGCGGAAACGAUGCCGGCAACCUCCGAUGCAGUGCCGCUGCUCGCCCUCGAGACAGUGUCGUCCAGUCGUCCAGGAGCAUCGCAUUCGCAUUCGCAAUCGCAUUCGCUUUUUCGUUGUCAUUAAUUGUCGUCUUUGUCCUUUUGUCCCUCUGUUGCCAUUGCAAAAUUUGUUUCGUCUUGUGAAUUUGGGGCACACAUGAAGAAGGCCUGACAAUCAGCUGCCUAAACUAGGGUAUAUCACAAAUAAACAAAUUGAAUCGAAUCAUUUGGCCCCGGCAUCAUCGCUGUCAUCGGUGUCCCUUUUCAUAUGAAAUGUCCUCUCUCCCCCCUGCCGACCAUUCACAUGAAGUACAUACACUGCCAUUCCAGUAGGGUUAGUUUGCCCAAUCACUGAAAAUAAACCAUAAGCCAUAGGCAUGCUAUCAGAGCAUUUCCCCUUUAAAUCGGUUAGUUAAGUUGCAUGUUGGUUGGUCUACUAGUAGUGGGAGGCAUGUAAAAUGAUCUUGUUCCGUGGGUAAAUUGUAAUUUUGAAUAUUAUACUAUUAAUCAGACUUUGUACAUGUGUACAUAUGUAUGUAUGUAGUUUUGUAUUUUGGUAUCUAAACCCACUGUGUGGACCAUUAAAGAACUCGGAGAGAUUUCUAAGUUCGCAAACUCCUUCUUGGUCGUGUCCUAUCUCUUCUAUUCAGAUUUGCUUUAGAGUGCGAGCAGCUUUCGUUUUCUUGAGACCACUUUCUAAGUAAAAGCAGCAAUUCUUGGCAAAAAAAAGAGCUAAACUUUAAGAGAAAGCUUCGUAACACGAAACUAGUGAUAGUUUUGAAUGAUGAUAAGGGUCGGACCUAUUUUACGAACUGUGUAGGAAACCUUCUCCUUCGGUGAACUUAAAUCCUGAAUUUCCAAAGGACUCUAUUUGGAAAUUCAUAAUAACUCGGCUGGAUGUGAAAGUCAGUCAUCAAUUGGGUACUAUUUGAAGUAGGUUUUGCCUAAAAAACUUCUGUUUGGAAAUACUUUUACUAGUAAAACUUAACCCCAACUCACAAUAAUGAUCUGGGCAUCUGGAAAUACGCAAAUUCUUUCCAAUGCCUUUGUUUAGAGCUGCACUCCUCUAAAGUAGAACCAUUUCGCAUAUAUAUAUUGUAUAAACCCCAUCGGAACUUCACAGUUGACUAUAUAAAUAGACCCAAGUGAACGGAUAUAGAUAAAUAUAUACACACACACUAGUUUUCCUAAUUAACUUUUGCAUGCCCAUCUAACACACGAAAAAGUCUUGCUCCUGCACAUUUUGUUACUUGUCCUCCUCCGACUUCCCUUUGCACAAGUUUUCUUCAAUUUUAUUAGUAAUUGUAUGUACAAACUAGAACAUUAACAAAAUAAACUACAGUCACAGUCCACCGAAAUACUGAUUUAGAUAUAUUUUAAAACAUCAAAGAACCAUCAAGUACUCUAAUAGUUACAUAUUACCUAUUAUUCAUAUACUGUAGCUGUAGUAAAGUAUAUUCGCGAAGGGCUGAUUUGGCAGUC
Molecule: messenger RNA, 3398 nt
Organism: Drosophila serrata
Lineage: Eukaryota; Metazoa; Arthropoda; Insecta; Diptera; Drosophilidae
Gene: nAChRalpha7
Product: nicotinic Acetylcholine Receptor alpha7
Biological process (GO): monoatomic ion transmembrane transport
Cellular component (GO): postsynaptic membrane
Molecular function (GO): acetylcholine-gated monoatomic cation-selective channel activity; transmembrane signaling receptor activity
Source: RefSeq, a predicted model, not a curated record